GACAGGAACAGAGAAAAGCGAGAGCAAGAGGGAUGUCGGGUAGAGGAAAGGGAGGAAAGGGGCUCGGCAAGGGAGGAGCCAAGCGGCACCGAAAGGUUCUGCGUGACAAUAUUCAGGGAAUCACAAAGCCAGCGAUUCGCCGCCUAGCUCGCCGUGGCGGUGUGAAGCGUAUCAGUGGUCUCAUCUACGAAGAAACCCGUGGAGUCCUCAAGAUCUUUCUCGAAAAUGUCAUACGCGAUGCUGUCACCUACACGGAGCACGCCCGCCGGAAGACCGUAACCGCCAUGGAUGUCGUUUAUGCGCUCAAGCGCCAGGGUCGUACUCUCUAUGGCUUUGGUGGUUAGAGUUUUUGUUUUCAAAGAUCUGAUUAGGUUCUCCCCAUUUCGUGUAAUGGAUAUCAUUUUGUGUUAAAUUUGUUUGCCUUUUUUAUGUUGUUAUUCUAUCAAAUGGAUUUCUGAGCAAGAACACUUUCGCUUCA
Messenger RNA from Phalaenopsis equestris, 478 nucleotides. Its product is annotated as histone H4. Gene Ontology annotation, biological process: nucleosome assembly. Gene Ontology annotation, molecular function: DNA binding; structural constituent of chromatin; protein heterodimerization activity. Lineage: Eukaryota; Viridiplantae; Streptophyta; Magnoliopsida; Asparagales; Orchidaceae. The record is from RefSeq and is a predicted model, not a curated record. Bases 33 to 344 code for a protein of 103 amino acids. Gene Ontology annotation, cellular component: nucleosome. The transcript has a single exon.